Messenger RNA from Acanthocheilonema viteae, 213 nucleotides. The record is from the annotation of a GenBank genome assembly. NCBI's taxonomy places the organism in Eukaryota, Metazoa, Nematoda, Chromadorea, Rhabditida, Onchocercidae.
AUGUCUCGGCCAUCGAAAUCUGCGCUAAAUCCAAUCCAUCCAAGUACCGUAACACUUUUCAUAUUGCAGUAUGGAAAGAGGUUAACAAAUGAGGUCUCGAAAUCGGAUGAACAUCGUUCUCUGCUUUCAACAUAUGCUGAUUACGCAAAAUGGGCAUACUUGGAAGUAUUGGAAAAGCCUUUACCAAAUAAUCGUGGAGUAUUUCGAAUCUGA